AUGGAGGCUGUUUAUCUCCACGUUGGCCAAUCGCUGCCAAAGGCAGCGGCCUUCUGGUCUGAGGUUGUGGCGGCUUAUUCACCCCAGUGGAUCGAGUUCGUGGGGACACUGCUUGUCCAGGUCCUUUCGUUCUGGCUGCCAUCUAUCUUCUAUCUAUUCCUGGAUGCCAUUGCGCCCUCAUUCUCGCAACGACACAAGAUCCAACCGGCUCCCAAACAACCCACCCAACGCGACAUCGCGCGCUGCUUCCUGGUCGUGACCCAGAACCAGAUCUUGUCCUCGGCACUGCACCUAUCACUUCUUUUCAUAACCAGUCGCGCCGGGUCAUCAUCUUCAUACCGCGUCGAGAAAGCCCUACCGCCGGCCACGGAGGUUGUUCGCGACUUCCUCAUCAGUAUUCUGAUCCGCGAAACACUGUUCUACUACAGCCAUCGCUUGCUGCACGUACCGUAUUUCUACCGCCGCAUCCACAAGAAACACCACAAAUUCACCGCACCGAUCGCCCUCGCUGCGCAAUUCGCCCACCCCCUGGAGCAGAUAUUUGCCAAUGCACUCCCUAUAUCACUGCCGCCGCAGCUUCUGCGGAGCCAUGUGCUGACGUUCUGGCUCUUCUUGGCUUGGGAGCUGUUCAAUACUGCCACCGUGCAUAGUGGGUAUGACUUUUUCCAUAACAAGGCGAAGAUGCAUGACCUGCACCAUGAGAAGUUCAAUUUGAAUUAUGGAUCAAUUGGUUUGCUGGACUGGGUACAUGGAACCGAUAAGCUGGGGAAGCGGCAUUCCGAGUGA
Messenger RNA from Penicillium cinerascens, 786 nucleotides. Its product is annotated as sterol desaturase family protein. Lineage: Eukaryota; Fungi; Ascomycota; Eurotiomycetes; Eurotiales; Aspergillaceae. The record is from RefSeq and is a predicted model, not a curated record. The coding region runs from base 1 to 786 and encodes 261 amino acids. The transcript has a single exon. Gene Ontology annotation, molecular function: iron ion binding; C-4 methylsterol oxidase activity. Gene Ontology annotation, biological process: ergosterol biosynthetic process.